CAUCCACUUGACAGUCACUCCAGGCACCCAUAUAAUAUAUAUCUUACCACCACCCAUUUACAGAUAACCACAUACAAACCAUUCCAACCCUCAUCAUGACAACUCCCAUCUUGACCCCCACACCCAUCUACCGGGUUUGCGCCCUCAUCGAGCUCAAAGGGUCGGCCAACAUCCGCGACUGGAACCACUUUCUUCGAGUGGAACUCGACGCCGAAGAGUUGACCGAAUACGUAUUCGGUCCUACUAGCGCCGUCCCGGAGCCGAACAAGAACCUCGACCCCGUGGCACACAAGGCCUGGAAGCUGGCGCGCGCCAAGGCCAUGAGGAUUCUGUACACGACUUUGAAGAGGGAGACGGUGACCAACAGGCUCGAGGGCUACGGCUGGGACGAGGAUAACAGAGAUCCUUCCUAUGUUCAUAAGCUCGUUUGGAAGGUUUUUGGGCCUGGAGCUCCCUCCAUAAGCCUGGGCGGACUUUGAGAUUAGGAGGAUCACUUUUUAAACAGUUGGUUGAUGAAAUGCACAACGAUCAGGCAAAGUCAAGUUCUUUCAAACAACCUCUCAAAGUAAGAGGCACCCUCGAUUCCAACAACCACAGCCAAGCUAAAAAGACAUCAAAAACAUGACCUAGUGUAGACCACGCACGAAAUCUGCGUGCGUGUACUCUUACUGUACCCAAGAUUACAUGUAAAUAUCCAAACAGAUAAUCCCGUUUCCGU
This is a messenger RNA of Neurospora hispaniola, 718 nucleotides long. RefSeq lists its product as uncharacterized. Lineage: Eukaryota; Fungi; Ascomycota; Sordariomycetes; Sordariales; Sordariaceae. The coding region runs from base 96 to 479 and encodes 127 amino acids. The transcript is spliced from 2 exons. The record is from RefSeq and is a predicted model, not a curated record.